UAGCACAAAUGCAGCUGUUGUGUGUGCAUAUAUGUGUGUGAGUGUGUGUGCAUGGACCUUUCUGGAUGUGCUGUGCUCACACAACUUCUGAAAAGUGGCCCUCCUGUCUACCUCUGACCUAGGAAGCAGAGCAGGAUGACUCUUCAGUGGACGGCAGUGGCCUUCUUUCUCUAUGCAGAGAUAGCCAUCAAUCUCAUUUUGUGUGUCCCAUUCAUAUCAGCACAGAGAUGGCGCUUGGUUUUCAGUUGGAAAAUAUGGACGUGGUUAUCCCCUUACUGGAACAAGUGUUUCUUCACCAUGAUCAUGGUUCUCAUUGUUCUUUUCCUCGAUGCAGCUCGUGAGGUGCACAAGUACUCAAGCCCUGAAUCCAUACAAGAGGUGAAUGUGAACUCCAAUCUCUUCGACCACCUUCACAUGAAGCUCUUCAGAGCUCAGAGGAACCUCUACAUCUCGGGCUUCUCGCUCUUCCUGUGGCUUGUCAUGCGGCGGUUUAUCAUCGUGCUCAAACAGGUGGCUGUCGCGACAGAGAAUAAUGCAGCUCUUCAAGCGCAGAUGGAGAACGCUGCCAAAGCCGCCAACCAACAUCAAGAGGACAACCGUGCACUCAAACAAACUCUCUUAGGUGAGGAAAAAGUCAUUUCAGAAAAGAAUCAUCAGUUGAAGCUUGAAGUCGAGAGCCUGUCCAAUCAGCUGAAGAUGGCACAAGAGGCUGUUCACAAAUCCCAUGCUGAAGUGGAGACCAUGAAAAGUCAGACCAAAGGUCUGGCCAAGGAGUACGAUCGACUGCUGAGCGAGCAUCAUCAGCUCCAGAGUGCUGCAGACAAAAAGAUCCAUUGA
Messenger RNA from Hippocampus zosterae (dwarf seahorse), 837 nucleotides. Its product is annotated as B-cell receptor-associated protein 29-like. The record is from RefSeq and is a predicted model, not a curated record. Lineage: Eukaryota; Metazoa; Chordata; Actinopteri; Syngnathiformes; Syngnathidae. Bases 136 to 837 code for a protein of 233 amino acids. Gene Ontology annotation, cellular component: endoplasmic reticulum membrane; endoplasmic reticulum. Gene Ontology annotation, biological process: endoplasmic reticulum to Golgi vesicle-mediated transport; intracellular protein transport. The transcript has 8 exons.